Molecule: messenger RNA, 11450 nt
Organism: Spirometra erinaceieuropaei
Lineage: Eukaryota; Metazoa; Platyhelminthes; Cestoda; Diphyllobothriidea; Diphyllobothriidae
Source: the annotation of a GenBank genome assembly
AUGGCGGUGGGAUCAGAUUUAGGCGACCACCUACAAGGCUACAGAGAAACCGGAUUAACCUCUAAAGUAGACGAGCGCAGGCUGAAUCGGGUAAUUUUCUUUAUUUUCCCUGUUUAUGCAAAUCAUAGUUGAUGCUUCAGAGUUGUGCACGCUUCAUCAUUUCAUAAUCAGUGCUAACGGCUUUCAUAAAGAGGUCAGUGUCUGAGCCAUCACGGUUAUUUCUAUAUCGAUAUUAACAGGGGUAGUAGUAGUAUGAAUGGCAGCAGAAAUGAUGGGUAGAUUGAUGAUCUUAGGCGUAAUAACAUUUGUGGUGUUGGCAGUAGCAGCAUUAGUGGCAUUUUUUUAAAGUAAUAAUGAUUUUAAUGGUUGUAAUACUGCUAUGAAUAGCAGCAGAAAUGAGGGGUGUACUUGUGACCUUAAUCAUAGUAGUACUUAUGGUGUCGGCGACAGUAAUAGUAACUGAAGCACUAACAAAUGUAGCAGUUUCAACGUAGCUGACUACAUCAGUAGAGAUUUCAGAGCAUUCCUGACGUUUUGUAUUUUAGGAGCGAGUAUCAAAUGUGACAGUGGUAGCCGUAGUAUCAGCAAAUAUUUUAAGACUAACCUGACAAUAGUAUGGAGUACAGAAGUCUUCUUCUACUUUUCAGUUUAUUUCAGUUUAUUUCAUAAGGAUGAUAAGCAAAGCCUUUGAAAACCCUAUUGAUUACAUGUCAGCUCGUUAGAAAUAAAUGUACAGUAACAAUGAAAAUAUUCGCCAUACAAAUAGUACUUGAUUCGUUUGAGUAUCAUUGUCACAGAGAAAAAAUAUGUGGGGAACCGGGGUAUUUAGCUCAGAUUCAGACUGUCGAGGGAAAACAGGGGACACAAAUAAUCAUCCGAGCGUUUCUUGAAGAGUUGCAGGGAUGUCGCCUCCACGACUGACUGAGGAAGAUCGUUCCAGUUCUCCACUACCAUUUGCGUGAAAAAUUCAGAACGAAGGUUCAGCCUGGACAUUGUUGUCCGUAGCUUCAUCGAGUGGCCACGAAGAUUGUGUGAAAGGUGCCACUGAAACAUGCCCUCAAAGCUAAGUCCAUCCUCAAGGCCAUUUAUUAUCUUGUAAACCAGGAUUAGAUCACCUCUUUGAACACCUUCUUUGAAGUCUAGCAUGUGGGAAAUUCGCUCCAAGUAGAAUGUUUUGCUUUUGGGUGUGGGUAUGAAAUCCGGCCGCAUAAACAUCUCAAAGCCCGUAAUAGAAAGUCACGCAGGUCACGGGGCUUUUCCUAAGUAAAAUAUACAACGCAGAGUUUCCGCUAAAAAAGGUGCGUCUUCUCAGGUGCAUUCGAAUCACCGUAAACAACGUCUAAUUUGCAUUCAGCAUGCGUCGUUAUCCACCCCCUUCCAACCCCCAGACAAUCCCGCGCAAGUCCGUGUUUUUCCCGGUAACAGUAUGGAAGGUGCGCGAGAACUCCAUCAGCCGAUUUUAACACCCACCCACCACACACACACGCACCCCUCUGGCGAUGUGCAUGCCCGUUUGAAGAUCCGGUCCGUUCUCCUCAGACCAUCCGUCAUAACAGCCGAGUUCUGCACACAACACCCCUAGGGCAAAAUAACUCCCAAGCAUGGCGGUGGGAUUAGAAUUAGGUGACCGCUCACGAAACCGUAGAGAAACUAGGCAGACAAUAACAGCGGAUGUCGAAGUAGGAGAGUGCGGAACCAGUCGGAGGACUUUAUUCGCCACGCACGUUUAUGAAAAUCAAAGUAUAACCAUAAAAUUUAUGCUUCAACUUUGUGCAAGCCCUCACCAUUCCAUAAUCAGUGUUUACGGUUUUAUAAGGACUUCGGUUUCUGAGCCAUUGCAUUUAUUUCAAUAUCAAUAUUAACAGCGGUAGUAGUAGUAAUGAUAGAAGUUGUAUGAAUGGCGACAGAAAUGACGGGCAUAUUGAUGAUCUUAGGUGUAAUAACAUUUGUGGUGUUGACAGUAGCAACAUUAGUGGCAUUUUUUACAGUAAUAAUGAUUUUAAUGGCUGUAGUACUGCUAUGAAUAACAGUAGAAAUGAGGGGUGCACUUGUGACCUUAAUCAUAAUAGUACUUAUGGUGUCGGCGGCAGUAAUAGUAGCUGAAGCACUAACAAAUGUAGCAGUUGCAACGUCGUUGACGACAUCAGUAGAGAUGCCAGAACAUUCCUGACGCUUUGUAUUUUAGAAGCGUCACACAGCCCCCCAGGGGUUUCUUCAAGUAAAAUAUACAACGCAGAGUUUCCGCUAAAAAAGGUGCGUCUUCUCAGGUGCAUUCGAAUCACGGUAAACAACGUCUAAUUUGCAUUCAGCAUGCGCCGUUACACUCCCCCCCGUCCCAGUCCGUGCUUUUCCCGGUAUAAGUAUGUAAGAUACGCGAGAACAUCAUCAGCCGAUUUUAACACCCACCCACCCACCACCCACACACUCAACUCUGACGAUGUGCAUCCCUGCUUGAAGAUCCGUUCCGUUCUCCUCAGACCAUCCGUCAUAACAGCCGAGUUCUGCACACAUCAACGGGCUAGGGCUUACACCUAGACUAAGUCAGUUUAAGGCAUGGCGGUGGGGUCAGGAGUAGGUGACCACCCAGGAGACAACAUAGAAACCGGAUUAACGUCUAAAGUAGACGAGCGCAGGCUGAGUCGUGUAGCUUUCUCUAUCGUCCCCGUUUAUGCAAAUCCAAUCACAUACACAAAGUUCACGUUUCAAAUUUGUGCACGCCCUCACCAUUUCUAAUCAGUGCUUGUGGCUUUUAUAAGGAGUUCGGCAUCUGAGCCGUUACACUUAUUUUUACAUCAAGGUCACUGGCGGUGGUAGAAGUAGUAAUGGUAGUAGUUGUGGUAGUGGCGGUACAAAUGACAGGUAUACUGGGGAGAACACCGACCGACAGACGCAUGGCGAGAACCCAAGAUACGGCUUUGGCCCGAUUCUAUGGCCUCCCUAAGGUGCACAAAGACGGCGCUCCUCUCUGACCCAUCGUGUCGCUCAAAGGGACUCCAACGUACGGACUGUCUAAGUGGCUGUUCCGGCGUCUCAAGUUCCUGACCGCUGAGUCAGACACCACGGUCCCUUCGUCAGCUCAAUUUCUGAAGAAACUCAAAGGGGUAAGCCUCCAUCCAAAGGAAGUCAUGGUAUCUUUUGAUGUUACAUCCCUUUUUACUUCUAUUCCCCAUGACCUGGAGAUCGAGACAAUUGAGCCGCUACUACAAAGCAAAUAUGAUGCAACGGAGAACCGUCUUGGACACGCCCAACUCCUUCAGCUCCUUCAGCUCUGUCUCAGGACGUACUUCACGUUCGACGGGUCAAUCUACGAACAGGUGAGGAGCACACCAAUGGGUUCGCCGAUUUGGGGACUCAUGGCCGAGGCGGUCCUGCAACGGUUAGAAUCGCUGGUCUUCCAACACCACAGACCGAAAUUCUGGGCCCGGUAUGUGGAUGAUACCUUCGUCGUCAUCGAACGGGAUCAGGUGUUGACAUUCCAAGAACAUCUAAACGCCGUUUUCCCGAACAUUCAAUUUAUGACGGAGGAGGAAGAUAACAACCAGCUGGCCUUCCUGGAUGUCCUCGUAUGCCGUAAAGAUUGUGGUGAACUAAAAACCAAAGUGUUCAGGAAAGCGACAAAUACGAUGCAAGUACUGAACAUCAACAGUAACCACCCAAUCAGCCACAAAUUCAGUUGUGUAAGGACGCUCUAUCAGCGUGUCGAAACGCACUGCAGUGAGCCGGAAGACAAAAUUGCUGAACUACAAUACCUCCGACGGGUCUUCAAAGCCAAUGGCUACCCGCGCAACUUCGUCGACCGGUGCAUACGCAAAAGGGUCGAAAGGCCUAACCGCACGGACACCAAAUUUUGACGGGCACUUCCGUAUGUCAAGAACGUUUCGGAAGCUGUCGGUCGCCUUCUCGCACCACGUGGGGUUGGAGUGGAACACAGACCAGAGUCAACCAUCAGGCGCCAGGUGAUGAAACCGAAAGACCAGCUGCCACGGCUAGAAACGUCUGGAGUUGUUUAUCGGUUUUGGUGUAGUUGCGGACAAAGCAACCACGUCGGAGAAACCGGAAGACAGCUCCGAACGAGAAUGGCCGAACACGCGGCAGCGGUGCGCAGAAAUGACGCCAGCUCUCAAGUUGCGGCUCAUUCGACAAGAUCCGGCCACACAUUUAAAUUCGAUGAGGCCGAAAUUCUCGCAAGAGGUGACAACCGAGUGAGCCGGGAGCUACUGGAAUCAUGGUUUACUUGCCCCCAGUCCAUCAACAAGUGCAAUGAACGUUCCCUUUCAUACUCAGUGCUGAGACUUCGCCUAGGCGGAGUAAUUAGUCCCGCGGGAAGCGCACAGGUAAACACUUUUCCCAACGCCAGGGUCGGUGGAGCAGAUGGUCGAGCAAUAAUCACACUAACAUCCAACGCACGUGAUGCAAUAACAGCAAUUAUCGACUCAAAUGUCGGCCAUCAAGCAAUGAUCACACCAAGUGCGACGAUCCCGGAUGAAGGGGGGAGAGCCGUGAAUGUUCAUAGGUAUGCGGUAGCAUGGCUACUGCAUCCUAUAAAUACCGCAGCCCCUUGUGCAACAACCACCCGUUUCUGCUUUUUUGUCUCUGAUGGUGGAUUGGAGUAGGAAUCCGAAACGUCAGGCUAAUAAAGCUCUUGUCCCCGCGAUCGUGUCUUCUUCUUCUUCUUCUUUUUCUUCAAGUCUUUGUGCUGUCGACAGUCAUUGGGCUGUGUUUUCUGCUCUCCUCGCAGAUUAAAGCCCUAAACACUCGUGAAGAAGGAGACGCGAUUGCUGGGACAAGAGGGGAAGAGAGAGCGAGAGAGAGGAAUUCUGAAGACCACAUUUUCAAACCCGCGGGAAUGAACAAGAGAAUCAUGAUUUGAGUUCAAACUAAAGUGUGCGCCGGUUGCUUGCUACGUGGGGCCACUGGUGAGAUUUGGGUGCCACCAAAUGGACGCUAGGCGUAGUCUCACCUGCAAGCAAGUGAACGACCACUACGACAAUUACGUGAACCCACCGCUGGACACCCCUACACCCCCCCUCACACACACACGAUAGUUCGACCGUCGAUUUCGACGAUGCCCACCGUGUGCCCCACAGCUGCAGCAGCGGUUGGAGCAGGGACGGUGACUUGCGCAGGGGUUUAUAGUGCCGGUAGACUUGCCCUGCAUCUUCCUACACUCUCCCCUCAUCCCCCGCCUGAGCCCGGUGUCAAGACAGAGUCAAGAUCACCGAAGACGAGGGAGGUCGCAGGUGGAUGGCUCGGACGGAUCUUCGCCUUGGCGCUCCCCUCCGCACCCCCUGGUACACCCAACAAAUAACCACGAUUUCAACCAACACAACAGAUAUUGGAGGCUGGCACGGUCGAAGCCGCGCCUAGGCGUAUCGCCGACGCCUGGCUCGGAUCCCACACUGUGGUGGGAGUGCCAUAAAGACCACAUUAAAAAGGGGCCAUUGCAGCCUGACUCUCAGACCUCCAGUCAAGGAGGAGGUCCAAGUUAUCCCGUCAGUUGGCAACCUUCCAAGCCACGGCUUUUAGUGCGCCGUGAUAGCUUCAAGCGCGUCAGAUUGAUUAUAGUGAGGAGCAAGUGCGCUGAGUCGUCGACCUCACUCUCCCUUCCCACUCCCACACUCCAGCCGCCGUCCGGGCCGGUCGGCAAACUGGAGUGGGGAAUGGGCGCGGUGGCUGACAUGGUCGACUGACCAUGCCUGCGCGCGCCACAGCACGACCUGGCCCCCCAUACACACACACAUUAGGAUUUCACAUAACGGGGGUUGAACGGCGGGUCUCUCACUUGCGUGAGAGACGUGGCCGUGGCUGGGGUCCGGGAAUGGGAAGAGAUAGUGAAAUCGACGUAUCAGAGCCUUUUCCUCACUACAAACAAUCUGACCCGCUUCAAGCUAUCACGGUGCGCUAAAAGCCGUGGCGUGGAAGGUUGCAAACUGAUGGGAUAACAUGGACCUCGCAGUCGGCCCAGUGUUGUGUGUGUCUGCGUGGAGUGGCCGACCGGUGGUCUAGGAGUCAGGCUGCAAUGACUCCUUCUUAAUGUGACCCUAUUGCACUCCCUCUGUGUGGGAUCCGAGUCGGGUGUGGCGGCACGCCUAGGUGCGGCCUCGGCUGUGCCAGCCACUUGCGACCUCUCCCACCCCCGGUUUUCUUGGUUCUGUCUUGACACCGGGCUCAGGUGUGGGAGGAGGAGAGAGCGCGGCACGAAAUCACACAGAUCUGCUGAUCUGACUUUCAAAAGUGGACACAACUCUUGGUUCAUUUAAAAAUAACCAGAGUGUCAGGAGACUAGUUCCCACGGUUAGUGUCAAAUGAAAAAAAAACAAUAUUCGAGUGCGGUAAGUUCUGUUUUUUUAAAAUCCUUGAGAGCUAGUUACCAUUCUGUCAAAGAACACGCUCCGAUGCCCAGCCGAAGUCUACGACAGGUAUAAGCAUAGGAAAUUGCCUGAAUAUAUGGCAACGUCCAUCUUUGUUCAAAUUUAUGAACAUUUUACUUGAGAAAAUUACGCGGACACAUGUUCUGUACAAAGGUCUCUUCUUUGAAGAGGCCGAACGAGCGAGCAAAAGGCGCAACGUUUAUGAUGUCCGGAAAUUCUGUUGUUAGGUUUCAUGAGAUAGAUCACGUGCUGUCGAUUAGUCUAUCAGUUGUAAAAAACGUGGCUGCGCCUCUCUCAACCCCUUCGGUCAGACGCAUUCCGCGAAGGUUCAUUAUCGGUCCUCCGUAAUCUACAGUAGUCCCGUCUCGUCCAUCUGGGAUCUAUGUGUAGGGCAUUUUACCGAGUAGGAACCAUCCUGAGCCCUAGAUGACCUCGUAUACCUCCUCAAAAAUCCCUAAACUGCGCAGUUAGGGAGUCCAAACGUCAGCCAUUUGCGUCGCCGUAUUUCCAGCUUCCCUUACCACAUCCUUUUAUUCAAUUAACAGGCUGUUAGAAUAAGUAUUCCUGUGGUGACCAAGGCGGAGACAGUGUGUGUUCUGUGAGCUACAAGUACCAAGUCAAAUCUCAUGUUGUGAGGAGAAGACGGAAAGCAUCUGAAUGAGGGGUUUAAUAUAAACAUAACCCGGAGUUGUCAUCUCAGGCAGCAGUGGCCACUGGCGAAGCCAGGGCUGGGGUUGACUGCGUCCAGUCAAACCUGAGAUUCUCUGGGACAGUGGUGACAGCCGCUUUUGUAGGCUCGUGGGCCCCAAGAUCAAGUGGUCUCCAAUCGGUGUGUGUGCUGCAUUUUUCGAGGUGUGGUGUCCAUGUGGCUUGUUUUACUGGUUGCAGGGCGGAGGUGCGUUCAAGUGGCACAUGGGUGGCCGCGACGCUGUGGGGACGCAGUUGUGUUCGAGCUGAAGUCGAUCGUGUGGCUUCAGAUCAGCGCGUCUGGAGCGGUUCACAACAAAUGGGUGGAUGACCUUGAAGCAGCGGGUCUUGAACAAUGACGCCAGAUCGGUCAUGAUGGCUGCUCGCUACAUUCCCACUCAGCCUCAGUAACCGCGUCGAUUUUCAGCUUCGGCGGAACAACACUCCGUAACCAUUAUACUAUCGUUCAUACUACUAGAACUAUGAUUACGAGCGUCGCAUCGAGUAUCGUAAAGCUAUCACCAAUGUCAGUAUCCAUAACCCUGAUGGUAAUCAUACUAAUAGAAUGAUAACGCUAGUUAUGAUGCCACGACACCUACUUUUAUUAAUUCUAGUGGAAGUUCUUUCACCACAACCAAUAAAAUGCAGGCAAUGGUAUUUAUACCUUAUAGCUAUGGUAUCAAUUUAAUUUAUGCUAUCUCCGUCACUGCCGAUACUCCCAAUAGUACACUGUCUUACUUAGUCUUAAAAUGCUUGCUGAUACUACGGCUACCACUGUCACAUUUGAUACUCACUUCUAAAAUACAAAGCGUCAGGAAUGCUUUGGCAUCUCUACUGAUUUCGUCAACGGCGUUGCAACUGCUACAUUUGUUAGUACUUCAGUUACUAUUACUGUCGCCGACGCCAUAAGUACUAUUGUGAAUAAGGUCACAAGUACACCCCUCAUUUCUGCUGCUAUUUAUAGCAGUACUACAGCCAUUAAAAUCAUUAUUACUGUAAAAAAUGCCACUAAUGUUGCUAUUGUCAACACCACAAAUAUUAUUACACCUACGAUCAUCAAUAUACCCAUCAUUUCUGCCGCCAUUCAUACUACUACUACUACUACUACUACUACUACUACUACUACUACUACUACUACUACUACUACCGCUGUUAAUAUUGAUAUUGAAAUAAAUGCAAUGGCUCAGAAAGCGAAGUUCUUAUAAAACCGUAAACACUGAUUAUGGAAUGGUGAGGGCUUGCACAAAGUUGAAGCAUAUAUUUUAUGUUUAUACUCUGAUUUUCAUAAACAUGCGUGGCGAAUAAAGUCCUCCGACUGGUCUCGCACUCGCCUACUUCGACAUCCGCUGUUAUUGUCUGCCCAGUUUCUCUGCGGUUUCGUGAGCGGUCGCCUACUUCUAAUCCCACUGCCAUGCUUGGGAGUUAUUUCGCCCUAGGGGUGUUGUGUGCAGAACUCGACUGUUAUGACGGAUGGUCAGAGGAGAACGGACCGGAUCUUCAAACGGGGAUGCACAUCGCCAGAGGGGUGUGUGUGUGGUGGGUGGGUGCUAAAAUCGGCUGAUGAAGUUCUCGCGCACCCUCCAUACCUAUUCCGGGAAAAACACGGACUGGGGCGGGGGGAGGAAGUGGUGACGGGGGGGGGGGUAACGGUGCAUGAUAAAUGCAACUUAGACGUUGUUUACGGUGAUUCGAAUGUAUCUGACAAGACGUACCUUUUUAGCGGAAACUCUGCGUUGCAUAUUUUACUUGAGGAAAGCCCGUGGGCUGCGUGACUUCCUAAUACGGGCAUUGGGAUGUAUAUGCGGGCCGGAUUUCAUACCCACACCCAAAACCAAAACAUUCUACUUGGAACGACUUUCCCACUUGCUAGACUACCACAACUGCAUUUAUUUUCCAGAUCUCAUCGACGAGACUGUCAGAUUUCUACAUGUACACAAGGAUAAGGGUGAGGUAAGUCGCUCUGAGGAUAUUUGCAGUCGUCCUUUUGCAAAAUGGUAGUUCCUUACCAACUCCGUUAAAGGUGCGAAGCUGUUGUCGAGGUCUGAUGGUCACUGGUUUAGAUUGUGUCCCAUUACCUUGGUUCACGAACAGUUCGUAGGGCGACCGUUUACUCACAAAGGCCCCGAAAAGACAACACUGAGUCAUAUGCAACCACUUUACUGCUUAGACAAUUCGACCUGAACAUAAUGUGCCAACCCGAGUUCCCCGUUAGUUAGUGAACAACUAGGGCUAAAUUCAAAAUGCUAUAGUCUAUUACCACGCAUGAUCCCCGUGUACCACGAGGACCUUACUGUGUCAGUAAGUUGAUUUGAAAGUUGUUCAAAUGGACCAAAAAACUGUCCACACUGCCACAGCACACAUGGAUCACGCAUCGGUCUGAUCGGUCAUUUGUGGAUAGAGCACACAGGAACUGAGUAAGCGGUGCUAGUGCCAACACCACAAAUGUUAUUACACCUAACAUCCCCAGUAUACCUGUCAUUUGCGCCGCCACUCAUACACUUACUACUACUACUACUACUACUACUACUACUACUACUACCACCGCCAGUGACCUUGAUAUAAAAAUAAAUGUAACGGCUCAGAUACCGAACUGCUUAUAAAAGCCACAAGCACUGAUUAAGAAAUGGUGAGGGCGUGCACAAAGUUGAAACAUCAACUUUGUUCAUCUGAUUGGAUCUGCAUAAACGGGGACGAUAGAGAAGGCUACACGACUCAGCCUGCACUCGUCUGCUAUAAAUGCAAUCCGGCUUCUAUGUUGUCUCCUGGGUGGUCGCCUACUCCUGACCCCACCGCCAUGUUUUGGGUGAUAUGUUGGUCUAGGUGUAAGCCCUAGCCCGUUGAUGUGUGCAGAACUCGGCUGUUAUGACGGAUGGUCUGAGGAGAAGGGACCGGAUCUUCAAACGGGGAUGCGUAUCGUCAGAGGUGUGUGUGUGUGUGUGGUGGGUGGGUGCGUGGGUGUUAAAAUCGGCUAAUGAAGUUAUCGCGUACCUUACAUACUUAUACCGGAAAACACGAACUGGGGCGGGAGGGAGAUAGUAACGGCGCAUGCUGAAUGCAAAUUAGACGUUGUUUACGGUGAUUCAAAUGCACCUGAGAAGACGCAUUUUUUUAGCGGAAACUCUGCGCUGUAUAUUUUACUUGGGGAAAGCCCUGGGGGCUGUGUGGCUUCCUAAAAAAGGAUUUGGGAUGUAUGUGCGUGCGUGCAGGACCUCAUACCCACACCCAAAAGCAAAACAUUCUGCUUGGAGCGAAUAUCCCACGUGCUAGACUUCAAAGAAGGUAUUCAAGUAGAAGAAUACUUCUGUACUCCAUAUUAUUGCCAGGUUAGUUAGUUUGCUCCUCUGAUUAUCUCUCAUUCCUUCGACGUCUACUUUUUUGAUUUUGAGUAUAAAGGCUCUGAUGCUUCGUGGGAUUCGACGAUUAACAGGACUAAAUCCAUUAUGAUUUCUAUUAGUUCUGCCCAUUCCGCCUGAGCUUUUUUAAUAUCAUCAGCACGCCUUUUUCCAUUAUUCCAUGCUCUCUCAAAUCCAGUCUAAUUAUGAAUUUUAUUGUUUUGAACUCGCAAUUUCACUUUUUGAACAACUGCAUGAUUGUAAAUACCAGUUUGUGUUUCAGGCUAUAAUUCUGUCAAGGAACUGGCGCAUUCUAUGUCGCCACUUUCCGCCUUUACUUGACCGCGAUACCUUUUUACUUUCCCAUAGGCACUGGGAAAUUUUCCAACAAAUUCGAUUGGCCGUCCGCUUACGCCGCUUAAUGGCAUCUUUAAGUUGCCAGUAGUUAGCCCGUCAUCGGUGGUAAGGGCAUUCGUGUGGUCUAGCUCCCAAACACAACAAUUAAUAGAGGAGUAUCUUUGUCUUACCUUGGACGUAAUCUUUGAGGCCUCUUUUCUAAUCAUUUUUAUUAUUUAAUGAUUAUUGCUUGUUAAUUAAAACAUUACCGUCUCGUCUUUUUCCUUCUCCUUUUCCCUUUAACAUUUUAAAUACCCGUCUUUGAUUUUCGGCAGUCCACUACUGUCAAACUACUAAUAUGAGCCCCAAUGAUAUUAAUACCCUGUCUUAACAGCACUUCCUUUGUCCAGCCUUGGAUAAAAGGUAAAAACAGACCUCCGAUUGCGCUGCAAGGUUAAACAGCAGAAUACUUUGCUGACUACUCUACGGGAAAAGCAAAGACAAAGAAGCGUUUCGAAUGGCAACCUUUGAUUUGCAUACCAUUGCCCACCAGGCGUGGUGCAGCUCCAGUUCAGGAAUGCCCGGAGCUCUCCUCUCGCCGGAUGAUCCAUUCUAGCAUAAAGCCGAUUUCUGACAUUGCGUUGACUGUAAUGGGCCAUCUGCCGCUAGGUGAGUGUUAUUCACUUAUUUAUCCUGACGGACCUGUUCUCUCCAAGAACUUUAG